Elgaria multicarinata webbii is the source of this 2276-nucleotide messenger RNA. It is a transcript of the gene FBXO25, whose product is annotated as F-box protein 25. Gene Ontology annotation, molecular function: protein binding. The record is from RefSeq and is a predicted model, not a curated record. Lineage: Eukaryota; Metazoa; Chordata; Lepidosauria; Squamata; Anguidae. Gene Ontology annotation, cellular component: SCF ubiquitin ligase complex; nucleus; cytoplasm. Gene Ontology annotation, biological process: protein ubiquitination. The transcript is spliced from 11 exons. Bases 45 to 1142 code for a protein of 365 amino acids.
CAACAAUAUAACCCUUGGACUCAGCAGUGUGCCUUAAGGAAGCCAUGCCUUUUUUGGGCCAGGACUGGCGGUCUCCAGGGUGGAGGUGGAUUAAAACCGAAGAUGGUUGGAAGCGAUGUGAGCCUUGCAGCUCAGAACUUGAGGAUGAAGACAAUCGGCUUAAUGAUAUCAGCCAUACUGUCAUCCUGAAUAAUGAUGAAAUAUACACUGCUGAUUGUGAAUUUGCAAGCAAGAAAAGGAAAAAGGAUCAUUUUAGGAACAAUGCGAAAUCUCAGUGUUUCUUUCGUGAGAAAUGGAUAUAUGUUCAUAAAGAAAGUACCAGAGAAAGGCAUGGCUAUUGCACUUUGGGAGAAGCUUUUAAUCGCUUAGAUUUUUCAAGCGCAAUUCAGGACAUCAGAAGAUUCAAUUACGUGGUCAAACUCUUGCAGUUAAUAGCGAAAUCCCAGCUGACGUCGCUGAGUGGUGCUGCUCAAAAGAACUAUUUCAACGUCUUGGACAAAAUUGUUCGAAAAGUUUUGGAAGACCAGUAUAACCCACGUCUAAUCAAAGACCUUCUUCAGGAUCUGAGCUCUACACUCUGCAUAUUAAUAAGGAGCGUAGGAAAGUCAGUGCUGGUAGGAAACAUAAAUAUUUGGAUUUGCCGACUGGAAACGAUCCUCUUGUGGCAGCAGCAGCUCAGUAAUCUUCAGAUGACCAAGCAAAUCAAUGAUGGACUUACACUCAGCGAUCUUCCUUUACAUAUGUUGAACAACAUCUUGUAUAGAUUCUCAGAUGGUUGGGACAUCAUUACUUUGGGCCAAGUGACUCCCACAUUAUAUAUGCUCAGUGAAGACAGACAGUUAUGGAAAAAACUCUGCCAGUACCAUUUUGCUGAAAAACAGUUCUGUAGGCAUCUUAUUCUGUCUGAAAAAGGUCAUAUUGACUGGAAGCUGAUGUACUUUGCACUUCAAAAAUGCUAUCCCAUAAAGGAACAAUACGGAGACACCUUGCAUUUUUGUCGUCACUGCAGUAUCCUCUUCUGGAAGGACUACCACCUUGCUUUGUUACUCAAGGAUACAGGACAUCCCUGCACAGCCAAUGAUCCCAACAGCUGCUUCAUGCCAGUGUCUCCUCAGCACUUCAUAGACCUCUUCAAAUUUUAAGUGCAAUCCAUAUAUAUUUUUUCGCCAAUUCUUCGCUUUCCUUUUGCAGAGCCAUGCAGUUAUAUGUAUAAUGCUUUCUGUGCAAUAUUUCUCUGAAUGUGCAUUGUAGUUAAAAAGAGAUGUAGUGGGGUCAAAAAGGAGAGGAUAUUGACCAGAGCAUCUCUUAAAAUGUUAUGUUUUCAGAAAGAAAACUGACGGGAAGUCACUUUUAUGUACCAUGAAGGGGGUGGUUUCUACAAAAGGAAUCAAUGGCGUUGAUCAAGUUUGGGAAUUUCGAUCCAUCAGUAAUUUAACAUUUUGUUAGGACCGUGGUGGAUUUUGAGUGGGGACAAGCAGGCAGUUUCAUGGAGGUGAGGUGACCAAAAACAACUUGCUUACUUGAUCCUUUUCUGUUCACUUCCUAUUCCAAAUGUACGCAGUUGGCAUGUCCUAUAAAUAUUCAGAGGAGCCUCGUUGGGCUUCUUUGUACAUAUCAUGUUGACUGUGGGUGUUGCACGUCAGUAAAACGUAGUUGUGCAUACCUGUUGGGCAUCCUCUGAUGAAAGAAGCCAACUCAGUUUUGUAAAUACAUUAUGCAGAAUAUUUAUUUUCUUAAAAUAUAUUUUAUUAAUUAACGUCAAAUCUAUCUAACUGUGUCCUAAAUAAUGUGAGCUGCUGGCUUCUGAAAUGAGAUGGGAGUUGUUAGGCAGUGGUCACACUGGUUUGUGUGGUGUGUGUGUGUGUUUUUAUUCCUUCAAUUGAUCUACUGAUAGUCUUAACUUGCCAUCAGGCUUCUAGAAAAAAAGAUCUUACAGAGAAAUAAAAGUAUGCUACUAUGAUCUGUUAACAACAGCACUACAUGGUACCAAUUGAGGUUCUGCAGUGGAAACUCUGCUAACUCGGGCGAAGAUGAAGAUAGGCUGAAGUGGCUAGACUUCUCUUGGAAGCUACUCUCUGGCUCUGCAGAUAUGAAAGGGGAUGGGUGGGAGAUCAAUGUAGGGACAAACUUAUAAUGACUUGCAGUGUGUUCUGGAAGUCUUAAACAAUCAUUUCAAUAUAAUGUAAUGUACCAAUGAAUACAACCCUUACAUUAUAUACCACGUUGUGUUUUGAAUCUAGUUUUGUACACAAAUAAAUCAUGUUCUUGCCUUUUAA